GAAAUUGUUGGAUUUUGGAUCGAAACCUGAAAGUAGCGAAAAUGGCUGGAAGAUUGAGCGGUGUGGCCUCACGAAUCAUGGGUGGAAACGGCGUUGUAGCCAGAUCCGUCGGCUCUUCUCUCCGUCAACGCGCCGGAAUGGGUCUCCCCGUCGGCAAACACAUCGUCCCCGAUAAGCCGCUAUCGGUAAACGACGAGCUGAUGUGGGACAACGGGACUGCGUUUCCAGAACCUUGCAUAGAUCGGAUUGCUGAUACCGUUGGAAAGUAUGAAGCAUUGGCAUGGUUGAGUGGCGGAUUAGGGUUCUUUGCGGGUCUUGGUCUGCUCGCUGUUUUGAACGACAAAGCUUCAAAGGUUCCAUUUACACCGAGAGUGUAUCCAUAUGACAACCUGAGAGUUGAGCUUGGAGGAGAGCCAUAGAGACCCAUCUAAGUGAUUUGCUCAUCAAAACUCAAACGUGUUUUCUUCACUGCUUUGUUCUUCUUCAAAAUGUUUGUUGUUUCCUGCUUAGAACAUGAAGACAAAAGAAUAAAAAGAGACUUUGUUUUUAUUAUAUGCGUUGUCUCUGUAAUUAACAGUGGCCAAUGAGAAUUUCAUAAGUGCAGACUUCUGGUUCCGCAACUCUUGAAUUGUGUUUUGUAACCUUUAGAAAUCAAUCUACCCACAGUUG
Molecule: messenger RNA, 669 nt
Organism: Arabidopsis arenosa
Lineage: Eukaryota; Viridiplantae; Streptophyta; Magnoliopsida; Brassicales; Brassicaceae
Source: the annotation of a GenBank genome assembly